Paecilomyces variotii is the source of this 1797-nucleotide messenger RNA. RefSeq names its product putative RING finger domain protein. Gene Ontology annotation, cellular component: cytoplasm. The coding region runs from base 1 to 1797 and encodes 598 amino acids. NCBI's taxonomy places the organism in Eukaryota, Fungi, Ascomycota, Eurotiomycetes, Eurotiales, Thermoascaceae. Gene Ontology annotation, molecular function: ubiquitin protein ligase activity. Gene Ontology annotation, biological process: ubiquitin-dependent protein catabolic process. The transcript has 4 exons. The record is from RefSeq and is a predicted model, not a curated record.
AUGUCUGCACAAUCGUUGACGGCGGCGGUCACUGUCUUCGAAAGUUCAAGCACGCCUCUUCAGAAAGCGCCAGUAGUAAAUGAAAGCAUAUCAUUUCGAUUUGUUCUCGAUGGCACCAUUCAGACGCUGUCAACGAACAACUCCCCCAACCAGGACUCGAUCAGUGGCUUACUAUUUGUUCCAACUCUCGACCCUGAAGACCCGUGUAACAACGUCACCGCGCCCUUUGUCCCCCAGAAUGUCACACGCGAAGCAGAUUUGCCUGAUCUCGGAUACAAUCUAAUUGGAUUGGCCCCAUGGGUCUCGAUCGAUUGCACGGAGUCGUAUCUUGCGUCAGCUAGGAACGCGCCAGCCUCAGCUCUCAUCUUCUAUCGAGCCGGUAGCCAUGACACUCAAAAGCCUCCGCCAAUUAGCGAUGCAGUCUGGACACUGAAUGAUGGAGGAGCUUGGAGACAGAAUAACCAUUACCCCGUAUAUGCAAUCCCGGGACCUGCAGGAAACACCUUGAUGAAUGAGCUCGCGCAGUACUCGGGAAAUACCACGAGUCCGGAGAACAGUAGCGACCUAUCCAAUGUUCAGUCAUCUACUAAUUUUGCACGGCUUUACGCUCUUAUCAGUCUAGAACAACCCAGCAGCUCCGUACCGAGCCUGUGGGUAUUCAUCCUCGCCAUCCUGGGAGUCUUGAUAUUUGUCGUCGUCUCGUCGAUUGUGGUGAUUCGGAUGGUCCAGAGGAGACGUCGCGAAAACCUGCGUCGUCGUAUUGAGGCGGGCGAAGUAGACAUCGAGUCUCUUGGUAUCAAGCGGAUGAAAGUACCCAGGGACAUCUUGGACAAGAUUCCCGUAUAUACAUAUCCUGUUCUUACUGCUCCACCAAAGGCUUUUCUUGGCGACGAGCAGACAUUGGCGAGCACACUGCGUGAAAAGGACGAUGAUGCGUCCGCGAUAGCACCAGCCAUGCCAAGAUUCUCCGAUCCCGACAUGAGCUGUUCAACAUUAAAGGACUUCGACGUCUCAACGAUCGAAUUGGCAACGAUGCGGGAUUCGAUUACGGACAUCAAGACAGAAGCUCGCCUGACUUUCAGCCAACCCACCUGUGCAAUUUGUCUGGAUGACUUUGUUCCCGGGUCGUCUGUCGUCCGUGAGCUCCCUUGCGCGCACAUCUUCCACCCAGAGUGCAUCGACGCUUUCCUGAUGCAAAACAGCAGUCUUUGUCCAAUGUGCAAGAAGAGUGUCCUUCCGCCAGAUUUCUGCCCGACACAAGUAACCAACCUCAUGGUUCGUCGCGAACGGUUACUGAGAAGAGCACAUCGACUUCAUGAAAGCGACAGGACAAGAAAUGCCCGUACGCGGAGGAGCAACUCUGUAUCCGGAAUUUUCCUGCAUCCUCGAUCCACUGGGUCUUUCAUAUUCUUCGCCGGCAGCCAACCCUCACUUGACGAACUCAGCCAUUAUACCACAAGGAACAGGAGACCGGCACGCUCUCCGCUUUCUAGGCAGAAUACCACGGCCGAAGCAAGUCAGCUUUCUUCAAGGCGGACCAGCGUCGCAUCAUCUCGAGACCGGCAGGAAGCUAUGCGAAUGAGGGCUGUAGCCCUGCUCGGUAAUCCUGUCGGGUCCGAAGAGGAGGAAAGAGAGCAGCAGGAAAACCUGCCUCGGUGUAAGUGUGCUUGGACGUGUUUAAAGCCUAGUUGGCUAACUGUGGAAUCUCCCAGGGCGCAAAGUAAUGAACAGAACACUGGGUUUCUAAUCAACCUUGAUACCCAGUCGAAUGUUUGCAAGCGAGAAGGCCAACGGUAG